This is a messenger RNA of Naumovozyma dairenensis CBS 421, 1038 nucleotides long. RefSeq names its product Seh1p (gene SEH1). The record is from RefSeq and is a predicted model, not a curated record. Gene Ontology annotation, molecular function: structural molecule activity; protein binding. The transcript has a single exon. NCBI's taxonomy places the organism in Eukaryota, Fungi, Ascomycota, Saccharomycetes, Saccharomycetales, Saccharomycetaceae. Bases 1 to 1038 code for a protein of 345 amino acids. Gene Ontology annotation, cellular component: nuclear pore outer ring; Seh1-associated complex. Gene Ontology annotation, biological process: cellular response to amino acid starvation; positive regulation of TORC1 signaling.
AUGCAUGGAAUGAGACCAUUCGAUAGUGGCCAUGAAGACUUGGUCCAUGACGUUGUUUACGAUUUCUACGGAAGACAUGUCGCGACAUGUUCAUCAGAUCAACACAUCAAAGUUUUCAAACUAGAUAAAGAUACCAGUGAAUGGCAAUUAAGUGAUUCAUGGAAGGCUCAUGAUAGUAGUAUUGUUUCACUUGAUUGGGCUAGUCCUGAGUAUGGGCGCAUUAUCGUUUCAGCUUCUUAUGAUAAGACUAUCAAACUUUGGGAAGAGAAUCCUGACCAAGAAGAAUGUUCUGGCCGUCGUUGGAAUAAAUUAUGUACGUUAAAUGAUUCUAAAGGAUCAUUGUAUUGUGUUAAGUUUGCUCCACCUCAUUUGGGGUUGAAAAUAUCGUGUAUCGGUAAUGAUGGUGUGUUGAGAAUUUAUGAAGCGUUGGAACCAUCAGAUUUGAGGUCUUGGGCUUUGACAUCGGAAAUUAAAGUAUUACCUGUACCACCAGCUAAUCAUUUACAAUCUGACUUUUGUUUGUCAUGGUGUCCCUCUCAUUCUUCUACUGAAAAAUUGGCAGUUUGCGCCUUAGAUCAAGCUUUAAUAUAUCAAAGAGGUAAAGAUGGGAAAUUACAAGUGGUUGCAAAGUUGAAUGGACACAAAGGUUUGAUUAGAUCUAUUAGUUGGGCACCUUCCAUAGGAAGAUGGUACCAACUGAUUGCUACUGGUUGUAAAGAUGGGAAACUUCGUAUUUUCAAAGUGACUGAAAAGCUUUCAGAGACGUCCUCAUCAUCGGCACAGGAUUCUUCAUAUGGAGAACAUGACAGUGAUACGUUUAUGUACGGGGAAGAGAAGGAAGCAUCAAGUUUACAACCUUCAAUUAGUGUGGAAUUGUUAAGUGAACAUGAUGAUCAUAAAUCAGAAAUAUGGUCUGUAUCGUGGAAUCUAACCGGUACAAUAUUAAGCAGUGCAGGUGACGAUGGUAAAGUACGUUUAUGGAAAUCUACAUAUUCAAAUGAAUUUAAGUGCAUGUCAGUAAUCAGUGCAAAAGCAUAA